Drosophila mojavensis is the source of this 531-nucleotide messenger RNA. RefSeq lists its product as uncharacterized. The coding region runs from base 192 to 461 and encodes 89 amino acids. The transcript has 3 exons. NCBI's taxonomy places the organism in Eukaryota, Metazoa, Arthropoda, Insecta, Diptera, Drosophilidae. The record is from RefSeq and is a predicted model, not a curated record.
UUUUGUGGAUUAUGUUUACGUUUUUGGUUAUGUGGGUCGCGUUCCAUUAGUUUCGUCUGGAACUUCGAAGUUUGCAAACGCCGAUUUAAGUUUUCCGCGAAGAACGUAAAACAAAAAGCAUAAAUUAAGCACAUUCAACGCCUUUAUAGUGCAAGGCUUUUUCUGGUAUUUGAAGAGUGCCUCAUAGGAUUAUGUCGAUUAUGUCCGGCGACGCAACAGGCAUUAACGAGAGCAACAAUACAGCCAGCAUUUCGGAAGGCAGCAGCAAUAGUGCUGAGAUCAAGAAGCUCGACAGCCAGCCCACAAAUAAAGUCAUUUCGUUGGUAACAAGCGAGAGCGGAUAUAAAGAAGAAUCGAACGACAGUCAUUUGAAUCGUCUGCAGUUUCUACGAAACGAACUGAACUACAUCAGCGAAACGGACUGGAUGUACGAUAGCCUGGAAAAGAAGCAACAGCAAUAGGAAAAGUUUAGUGUAGAGAGCGAGCGAAUAGGGAACGCGCGAAAGGAGAAGUGUAAAGUAGAGGCAGCAA